Messenger RNA from Diprion similis, 1402 nucleotides. RefSeq names its product actin-related protein 1 (gene Arp1). Lineage: Eukaryota; Metazoa; Arthropoda; Insecta; Hymenoptera; Diprionidae. Bases 95 to 1225 code for a protein of 376 amino acids. The transcript is spliced from 7 exons. The record is from RefSeq and is a predicted model, not a curated record.
CCCUCAGAGCUCACCUGAAGAAAGGUGUGCGACAGUUGAGGCUAAAGUGAAUCUGACCAUAAUUUAGGGUAGUUAAAAGAACAGAGCGGUUGAAAUGGAACCGUAUGAUGUUAUUGUUAAUCAGCCGGUUGUUAUAGACAAUGGUUCCGGAGUGAUUAAAGCUGGAUUCGCCGGUGGCCAAGUUCCAAAAUGCAGAUUCCCAAAUUACAUUGGGAGGCCCAAGCAUGUUCGAGUUAUGGCAGGAGCCUUGGAAGGGGAUCUUUUUGUUGGCCCCAUUGCCGAAGAGCACAGAGGGUUGUUGUCGCUGAGCUAUCCAAUGGAACACGGCAUAGUAACGGAUUGGAACGACAUGGAGAGGAUCUGGUCAUACGUAUAUAGUAAAGACCAGCUGGCGACAUUUAGCGAAGAGCAUCCCGUUCUCCUAACAGAAGCACCAUUGAACCCGCGAAAGAACAGAGAAAAGGCUGCCGAGAUAUUCUUCGAAACAUUCAACGUCCCAGCUUUAUUCGUCUCUAUGCAAGCUGUACUUAGUUUAUACGCCACCGGAAGGACAACCGGUGUCGUUUUAGACGCGGGUGAUGGAGUUACUCAUGCAGUUCCAAUAUAUGAAGGAUUCGCAAUGCCGCACAGUAUAAUGAGGGUUGACAUAGCUGGUAGAGACGUUAGCAGGUAUCUUAGAUUACUCCUGCGCAAAGAAGGCAUUAAUUUUAAGACUACAGCAGAGUUUGAGAUUGUUAGAACUAUCAAAGAAAGGGCUUGCUAUCUUGCGAGUAAUCCACAAAAAGAGGAGACCGUUGAGACCGAAAAAUUCCAGUACACUUUACCAGAUGGAAGUAAUCUUGAGAUCGGACCAGCUAGGUUUAGAGCUCCUGAAGUUCUUUUUAGACCGGAUCUUGUGGGCGAGGAAUGUGAAGGGCUCCAUGAAGUGCUAAUGUAUUCAAUCCAAAAGUCAGAUUUAGACUUGAGGAAGGUUCUUUAUCAAAAUAUUGUACUGUCCGGAGGAUCAACACUUUUCCGAGGAUUUGGUGAUAGGUUACUUUCGGAAAUUCGUAAAUUGUCAACAAAGGAUAUCAAGAUCAGGAUAUCAGCGCCUCAGGAACGAUUGUACAGCACCUGGAUCGGAGGAUCAAUUUUAGCUUCUUUGGACACUUUUAAGAAGAUGUGGGUGAGCAAGAGGGAAUAUGACGAAGAAGGGAGUAGAGCAAUUCACCGUAAAACUUUUUGAGCCCUAUUAUGAAUUAAUAAUUAUGCAUACGAAAUAUAGAUAUUGUAUAAGCAUACAACAAUGCUCGGGCACAUUCAUUACGCACUGCAAUAACCAACUAAUAACAAAUGCUACUUUAACUUUGAUUUUAAGACUUCACUCCUUAUCUAACCAUUUGAAGAAUGUGGCGCAAUUAGG